AUGCACUGGAAGAAGUGUUCUGGUCGACAAUUGAUUGAGAAUUAUUGUGUGAAAUUAAUUCAGAAAGUUGAAGAUCAAACUGUUGUAACUCGUGGUUGCCUUAGUGACCUGUUGCUGAAUACACAAUAUCGUUUAGAUAUGCCGCAACUUCGUCGUCAUGGUUACUGUGUGAAUUCACGUGACUAUCAACAAUAUUUACUUGGAAAAUUAAAGGGGCAGACAUUAGCUGAAACUGCCAUGGGGCUAUUCAGAGAUGCGAAUAUGAAUUUUAAACGCUUCUGCUAUUGUAACGAUUGGAAUGGAUGUAAUCAUGUAGGUGGGAUUAAAGUUCGAAUGGCUUUAAUCCUGUCCAUGACAGGAUUGACAAUGAUAUUGUGCACUAAAUUGUAG
Messenger RNA from Heterobilharzia americana, 390 nucleotides. Lineage: Eukaryota; Metazoa; Platyhelminthes; Trematoda; Strigeidida; Schistosomatidae. The record is from the annotation of a GenBank genome assembly.